Molecule: messenger RNA, 1223 nt
Organism: Drosophila kikkawai
Lineage: Eukaryota; Metazoa; Arthropoda; Insecta; Diptera; Drosophilidae
Source: RefSeq, a predicted model, not a curated record
AUUUAAGUCACUAAAAAGCUUUCCAUCAGACCACAUAGUUACAUUAGAGUUCUCAAAUCACACUUUUCCCACAAGUCAACUUACAUACAGAGCAGAAAAAAUUCUGUAUUUAAAAAAAGAGUCUCGCUGUUUGGAAUAUAAUGCAUCGCCAUGGGACAAUCCAGGCCCUUCUUUUGGCUUUUACAGCGUUAAUAUGUUUGCAAAUGCAACUAUAUGAUGCUCUGCCACUGCCGUCUUCCGAUCCAGAGCCACUUGACACCGCUCCGGCGGUCAGAACUGCCAGACAAGCCGCUUUGGAUCUUGAAACGGGGAUUCAGAAGUCUGUCGGCGGCUUUAAAGUAUUCCCAAAGAAAAAUCGUGUUGAUCUACGACCGAUGGGGACGAUGGUAACAAAGGAAUCCGCAGGUUUGCCCAAGGGAUCCACAGAUUUGCCUAAGGGAUCCACAGAUUUGCCUAAGGGAUCCACAGAUUUGCCUAAGGGAUCCACAAGCUUGCCUAAAAGCCGUCCCACAGCUGGAAGAAGAAUUUAUUACAAACAAGAUGAGCCAGCUCCAGAGGGAGGCUCUGAAGAAGCAAGCGCAGAAUCUGGAAGUGCCGAAGGUGGAAGUGCAGAAGGAGGAAGCUCAGAAGGUAAAGAAGGUGGAGGUGAAGGAGCAGUUGCUGGGGGAGGAGCCGCUGCGUCAGGGCAAAAAAAUAAACAAAAAGAAACUAUUUCGAAAUACGACAACGAAUUGGGCCAUCCAUUUAUGGAUGACCGCUUUAAGGACAUGCCAAGAAUUGCCAAGAUCGAGGCUAAUCCUGUGAAGAACUAUUAUCCCUCCUUAAAGAAUCUGACCACAGUUUGCAUGAACAGAACUACCAUUUACAACGAGUUUAAGAUCGAGAAUUGGUUAAUGCGAGGCCUUAGCAGCAAGAAGAAAACUGAUCGUGAAUUUUUAUUAGACCUGCGCCUUGAUAUCUUUGUCAAGGGCGAUUCCGAGUCCUGUCACAAUCAAAAAUUCUCCGACUGGCGGAUGUACCAGGAGUGCGCUCUCCGUCGCAACCAACGCAUGGAGUUCUAUAUACCCAAAUAUCCGCGACAGCAAAUCGUUAUGACUUGAACAAUAAUGGCCAAAUAUGUUGUUAACCUUAAAAAUUCUAAAUGCGAAAGCAAAAUUGUUAUAUUUCCCAUUUAAUUAGUUGUAAAGUAGUGUCAUGUUAGAAAUAUAUUUAUCAGCAACCAA